CAGCUCUGCUCUGUGGGUCUUUCUGCUUCCGUCAACUCUGCUCGGAACAAGCCACCAUGUCUCGCCAGUCAAUCUGCAGAAGCUUUGGAGGUGGAAGCAAAAGGGGAUACAGCUCUUGCUCUGCCAUCGCUGGUGGCUUUGGAGGAAGUGGGGCCAGAAGCAGGAUCAGCUAUAGCUCCUUCUCCACAUCCAGGGGAGUUGGAGGCAGUGGACGUUGUGGAGGUUUUAGCAGCAGGAGCCUCCAUAACAUGGGUGGCAGCGGAAGGAUUUCCAUGGGUGGUUCUUAUGGUGGUGGAUAUGGACAUAGAACUGGUGGCUUUGGUGUUGGCUAUGGAGGAGGAUUUGGCAGCAUUGGAGGAGGUGUCAUUGGUGGAGGAGUAGGCUGCUUUGGUGGUCCUGUGAGAGGUGGUCCUGGGUUCCCUGGAGGCAUCCAACCAGUGCAGGUUGACCCAACCCUCCUGCGGCCAGUCCGUGUCGAUAUUGAUCCUCAGAUCCAGCAAGUGAAGUGCCAGGAGAAGGAGCAGAUCAAGACUCUUAACAACCAGUUUGCCUCUUUCAUUGACAAGGUCCGCUUCUUGGAGCAACAGAACAAGGUCCUCUCCACCAAGUGGGAGCUCCUCCAACAGCAAGGGCCUUCCGGGCCAAGGAAGAACCUUGAUGUCAUCUUUGAAAAUUACAUCCAGAACCUGAGGAGGAGGCUAGACUCUCUCCUGGGACAGAGGGGUCAGCUGGAGUCGGAGCUGCAGAACAUGCGUCAGUACGUGGAGGAUUACAAGUGCAAGUAUGAAGAAGAGAUCAACAGGCGCACGGCUGCUGAGAAUGAGUUUGUGGUGCUCAAGAAGGAUGUGGACUGUGCCUACAUGACUAAAGUAGAGUUGGAAGCCAAGGUGGGAGCUCUGACGGACGAAAUCAACUUCCUGAGGUGCAUGUACGAGGAGGAACUGGCCCAGAUGCAGACGAUCAGCCGGGACCUGUCUGUGGUGGUGUCCAUGGACAACAACCGCCACCUGGACCUGGACAGCAUCAUCGAGGAGGUCAGGCGCCAGUACGAGCAGAUCGCCCAGAACAGCAGAGCUGAAGCUGAGGCUUGGUACCAGAGCAGGUAUGAAGAGCUGCAGAGCACUGCUGGCAGGCAUGGGGACAACCUCCGCAACACCAAGAUAGAGAUCCAGGAGCUGACCAGGAAUGUCCAGAGGCUGCGGGCUGAGAUUGAGAACGUGAAGAAGCAGAACCAGCAGCUGCAGGCAGCUAUUGCUGAGGCCGAGGAGCGGGGUGAGAUGGCCCUGAAAGAUGCCAGGAGGAAGCUGGAGGAGCUGGAAUGUGCCCUGAGCAAGGACAAGGAGGAGCUGGCUCGCUUGCUGAAGGAGUACCAGGAGCUGCUGAACAUCAAGAUUGCUCUGGAUGUUGAGAUCGCCAUGUACAGGAAGCUGCUGGAAGGGGAGGAGAACAGGCUCUGUGGAGAGAACCCAUCCAACGUGAAUGUCUCUGUGGUGGGCAGAACCACUGUUGCUGGUGGCAGAGCUGGUGGCUUUGGAGGCAGCAGUGGCCUGGGAGGAGGAGUGUGUGCAGUGGGAGGAGGAAGCAUCAUUGGAGGCAGCUGUGGCAUGGGAGGAGGAAUCCUCAGUGGCUGCUUCUCUUCUGGAAGUGGAAGAAUCUGCAGCUCUGGAGGUGGCAACUUCAUGGCAUCAGGUGGAUCCUCCUCAGUGAGGAGAUGUGUCACAACCACAACUGUCAAAUCUUCAGGUGUAAAAUACUGA
Messenger RNA from Chaetura pelagica (chimney swift), 1757 nucleotides. Its product is annotated as keratin, type II cytoskeletal 6A-like. Gene Ontology annotation, biological process: keratinization; intermediate filament organization. The coding region runs from base 57 to 1757 and encodes 566 amino acids. The transcript has 9 exons. The record is from RefSeq and is a predicted model, not a curated record. Lineage: Eukaryota; Metazoa; Chordata; Aves; Apodiformes; Apodidae. Gene Ontology annotation, cellular component: keratin filament. Gene Ontology annotation, molecular function: structural constituent of skin epidermis.